GUAUCACGUACUUGGUGUCUUGGUGGGCGCACGGCGCGGCGAAGAAGAAGCAGCUGCAGCAGCAACUCCACCGCCGCACGCCUCGCGAGCAUUCGCCUCCCUCAUCGCCCGCCGCCCUCCGCGCCACCCUCACCCUCACCAGCACGUGCGACCGCGAGAGGGAGUUGGGGCGAGGACCACCCUCACCAAACCCUACUGCGAAACAACUGCCGGCCGCGCGCCGUGAGGAUACCCACGUCGUCGUUACCGGCGACACCCUCCACCGUCUCCAGCUCCUCCAGGGUCCCAGCGCGAUGAGGAUGAGGGCGCCGUCGUCGACCGGAUUGAAGGCGAUCGUGGCAUCGGCCUGGUUGGCCGUGCUGCUUGGUUCCGCCUCCCUCGCCGCCUGCGAUCAGGACGCAGGAUUCUCGCCGCCGCCGACCGCCGUACCAGCGGUUCCGCCGCGCCCGGCACUCCGCGCCGCCGCCGCCGCUGUUCCCGUGCCGGUGCCAGCUCCACUGCCCCGCAAGAUACUCCGCUCGCCAGGCGUCGUCGCUGGCGGUAGCGGAGAAGGAGCAGCCGCAGCAGGGCCGGUGCGGCCGAGCCGGAUGGACGAGGGGUGCGCGGGCGCGGAGGACAUCGCCAUCUACCAGCGCCACGCGUCGUCGCUGCCGAACGGGGUGCCGGCGUACAAGGUGGACGUGAUGAACCAGUGCCUGGGCGACCCGGGCGGCGGCGACUGCGCGAUCGCGGGCAUCCACGUGCGGUGCGGGUGGUUCAGCUCGGUGAACCUGGUGGACCCCCUCAAGUUCAGGCGCCUGCGCCACGACGACUGCCUCCUCAACGACGGGCGGCCGCUGCUCGGCGGCGACACCAUCUCCUUCGAGUACGCCAACUCGUUCCCGUACGAGCUCUCCGUCCGCGUCGCCACGUGCGUCGACCCCACCACCGCCCCGUAGUAGGCCGUUGGCUGGCGCCGCCAUCCAUGUCGCUCCGUCCGCAGUCCGCACCACACACGAUAAGCAUAGAAACUCCACCCUCAUAAUACUACUACCACGAGUAUUAUAUAAAAUACUAGUACAAGUCAGUCAGUUGCAGCAGUAGGACAGUGCAAGGCAGGUCUUUGGUUCUUGGAUCCAAAUGUAAUUAGCUGGUGGUUUAGGUGAUUUUGUUGGACUGUAGGAUCGGGCGCUCGAGGGGGCGGCAGGGACUCCGCGUUUUGUUCUUUUGCCGAUGUUCCAAGGUCUCGUCUCACGUGUACAUGGACAUGGCACGGAUCGAGCGGUGGAAGAAGCCUUUUUUUUUUUAAAAAAAAGUACUAGUGUGUAACUGGAUGCGGGAUGUGAAAUUUUUGGGCAACCAGGCCGGCCUGCUGUAAUGCAAAUCUUUUGCUUUUGUUUCAACAGGGAAGUGCAAAGCUGCUAUUGAAGGAA
This is a messenger RNA of Zea mays, 1412 nucleotides long. RefSeq names its product TPD1. Gene Ontology annotation, biological process: cell fate determination. The record is from RefSeq and is marked validated. The transcript has 4 exons. NCBI's taxonomy places the organism in Eukaryota, Viridiplantae, Streptophyta, Magnoliopsida, Poales, Poaceae. Bases 294 to 938 code for a protein of 214 amino acids.